Messenger RNA from Mucor velutinosus, 1563 nucleotides. RefSeq lists its product as uncharacterized. The coding region runs from base 1 to 1563 and encodes 520 amino acids. The transcript has 7 exons. Gene Ontology annotation, molecular function: monooxygenase activity; oxidoreductase activity, acting on paired donors, with incorporation or reduction of molecular oxygen; heme binding. The record is from RefSeq and is a predicted model, not a curated record. Lineage: Eukaryota; Fungi; Mucoromycota; Mucoromycetes; Mucorales; Mucoraceae.
AUGACUAUAUCGCCUACCAAGACUGAAAUACUGGGUAUUACUGCUGCUGCAGUAGUCUCAAUUACAGCAUUGCUAGCCUUGAAGUAUCCUGACCGUGGUGUAUUUCAUGAGCAUCGAGAAGGGCUUAUCGACAUGGAGGGAGCCCCAAUUCUUGGUAACCUUCCAAGUAUGAUCAAGAAUUUGGAUAGAUUUUAUGACUAUCUCACUGAGCAUCAUGAAAAGAUGAAUACUUUGACAUUUCGCGCCACUUUCUUCAUGAUGCCAAGCUUAAUUUGCACCGCAGAUCCUAAAAAUGUGGAGCAUAUUCUCAAAAAUAAUUUUGAAGGAUACAUUAAAGGUUCAGAGUUUGACUACACGAUGCACGAUCUUUUAGGUGAAGGUAUCUUCAAUUCAGAUGGUGAUAGAUGGAAAUCCCAACGCAAGACAGCGAGUCAAAUAUUUCAUGUAAAGAACUUUCGAGAUCAAUUCACAAAAGUAUUUGUAGAUGAAACCAAUUUGGCUUCUCGAGAGAUAUUCGACAAGGCGGCUGCUACAGGAGAGAUAAUUGAUCUUCAUGAUAUCAUGCUACGUUUCUCAAUGGAUUCUUUUGCAGAGUUAGGCUUUGGUGUCAAGCUGAAUUCGCUUCUUGAACGGGCUGACUUUGCGGAUUCAUUCGACGCAUUACAAUUGCAUUCAUUCAAAAAAUCCAUCAUACCAGGCAUUGAAGCGUAUGAAACAGCAAAGCAUUACAUGUUCUAUUGGAGCAAUUAUAAGUCGAUGAAGCAACAUCUGGAUACAGUCAAUACAUUUGCCAAGAAGCUCAUCAAAGAACGCCACGAAGAGGAGGAAGAAGCAAAAUUAAGCGACAUCAAGCACAAAAAGGGAGACUUAUUGUCACGUUUCAUAAAAGCAGCGUCCCGCAACGGACAGACGCUUGACGAUGAAGAAUUGAGAGAUACUAUCCUCAAUUUUAUUAUUGCUGGAAGAGAUACAACAGCCCAAGCACUCUCAUGGACCUUCUAUCAAUUGAUGCAAUUCCCAGAAAUACAAGAAAAGGUGUAUAGGGAGGUGGAGCAAUUCAUCAGCGAGGAAGUAGAGGCAGAUACCUCUAAAUUGUAUACUGUUGUCCAAGACAUGGUUUACUCCCACGCAGUGCUAUUCGAGGUCUUGAGACUCUAUCCUUCAGUUCCUGGCAACCAAAAGGAGGCAGUGAAAGACGAUGUAUGGCCUGACGGAACCAGAGUAUAUAAGGGCGAGCAAAUCUCAUGGCAGCCCUAUUGCCAAGGCCAUUUAACAAAGAUUUGGGGUGCAGAUGCAAAAGAAUUCAAGCCAGAGCGGUGGAUAUCCGACGCUGAUGGAUCACUUGUGCGUGUAUCACCUUUCCAAUGGUCGGUAUUUAACGCCGGUCCUCGCAUAUGUUUAGGUCAAAAUUUAGCCAUUUUGGAGGCUUUAGUAGCUAUUGCGCUCAUCACCAAGAGGUACAAGUUACACCAAGCUCCUGGCAAUAAAGUAGAGAUCCUGAACUUAGUAACAUUAUCCAUGAAAGAUGGACUCAAGGUCACCGUCGAGAAGCGAAAAGCGUGA